CUGAAAAGUGCGAUUUGUUCUUUUACCUCAAACUUGGAAGCUAUUCAGCGGGAGCAACGGUACGUGAGACCACACAGUUGGCUGGAGCCCCUCUAUGACCAAAGGACAGAAGGACAAACAAGAUGUAUUGUGAGAGGUUUAUAUGUAUCCUGAGAAUACUUGGAACCACACUCUUCGGGGUGUCCCUCCUGCUGGGAAUCACCGCUGCUUACAUUGUGGGCUACCAGUUCAUCCAAACAGACAACUACUACUUCUCCUUUGGACUCUAUGGUGCUAUCCUGGCAUCACAUCUCAUCAUCCAAAGCCUGUUUGCCUACCUAGAGCACAGGAAAAUGAGACGGUCGCUAGAGACUCCAAUCAAACUGAACAAAACAGUUGCCCUUUGUAUUGCUGCCUAUCAAGAAGAUCCUGACUACUUAAGAAAAUGUUUACUUUCUGUAAAAAGAUUGACCUACCCUGGAAUUAAAGUUGUUAUGGUCAUUGAUGGGAACUCAGAAGAUGACGUUUACAUGAUGGACAUUUUCACUGAAAUCAUGGGUAGGGACAGUUGUGCCACUUAUAUCUGGAGUAAUAACUUCCAUGACAAAGGUCCGGGUGAGACAGAGGAGUCCCACAGAGAGAGCAUGCAACACGUAUCUCAGCUGGUCCUGUCCAACAAAAGUGUUUGCAUCAUGCAGAAAUGGGGUGGAAAAAGAGAAGUAAUGUACACAGCAUUCAAAGCACUGGGGAGAAGUGUGGAUUAUGUACAGGUCUGUGAUUCAGAUACAAUGCUUGAUCCAGCCUCAUCAGUGGAGAUGGUAAAAGUUUUAGAAGAAGAUCCAAUGGUGGGAGGAGUUGGAGGUGAUGUGCAGAUUUUGAACAAAUAUGAUUCCUGGAUCUCCUUUCUGAGCAGUGUGAGAUACUGGAUGGCAUUUAACAUCGAAAGAGCCUGUCAAUCCUACUUUGGCUGUGUACAGUGCAUCAGUGGACCUCUGGGAAUGUACAGAAACUCUUUACUCCAUGAAUUUGUGGAAGAUUGGUACAAUCAAGAGUUUAUGGGCUCCCAGUGCAGCUUCGGAGAUGACAGGCAUCUAACUAACAGAGUGCUAAGUCUGGGCUAUGCAACAAAAUACACAGCUAGAUCCAAGUGCCUUACGGAAACACCGAUAGAGUAUCUCAGGUGGCUGAAUCAGCAGACCCGCUGGAGUAAAUCCUACUUUAGAGAGUGGCUUUAUAAUGCCAUGUGGUUCCACAAGCACCAUUUGUGGAUGACCUACGAAGCAGUAAUCACUGGAUUCUUUCCUUUCUUCCUUAUUGCCACGGUCAUUCAGCUCUUCUACAGGGGAAAAAUCUGGAACAUUCUCCUCUUCCUGUUGACAGUUCAGUUAGUUGGCCUGAUAAAGUCUUCCUUUGCCAGCUUCCUUAGAGGCAACAUUGUCAUGGUUUUCAUGUCACUCUACUCAGUGUUGUACAUGUCAAGUUUACUGCCAGCAAAGAUGUUUGCAAUUGCCACGAUAAACAAAGCAGGGUGGGGCACGUCAGGAAGGAAAACCAUUGUAGUUAAUUUUAUAGGACUCAUUCCAGUCUCCAUUUGGUUUACAAUCCUCCUAGGUGGCGUAAUUUUCACUAUUUACAAGGAAUCAAAAAAGCCAUUUUCUGAGUCAAAACAGACAGUUCUCAUCAUUGGCACAAUACUCUAUGCAUGUUACUGGGUUUUGCUUUUGACUUUGUACAUGGUUCUAAUCAACAAAUGUGGCAGGCGGAAGAAAGAGCAACAACACUACGACAUGGUGCUAGACGUAUGAUGUUUCCGUGGGAAGUUACCCAGAGUUGUAAAGCGACCCAACGACCUUGUAGUAUCUGUGGCAUCAGACAUAUGUUGCCAAGGGAAAUGGAUCACUGCUGCUGGGAAUAGGACACUUAUAUUCCUCUGGGUUCAUUUUCAUCCUGCCAAAGUAAGGAAAAGAAAAAGAAAAAAAAAGGAAAAAAAAAAAGAUUUUUUUCAUUUUCAAGGGGGGAAGGCCGCAAACCACACAGUUACGACCUGUUCACAAGAAAAGGGGAGAACUUCUGUGUUUAUGCACUUUUUUCUAAUGUGCAUAUGCCUGACAGUGUUACGUUCUAUAUACCUCACUGGUCAUGCUUAUGUGUGUGGACAAAAAGAAAGGGAGUUUGGAGAAUCAAGAAAAGGACUGUACAACCCCUUGCAACCUAAUUUAUAAACUUCUCUUUUUUAUAGUUCUGUUUAUAGGAAGGGUCUUUUGUUUUAGGCUGCCAAAUGUAAUGCCAAAGGUAAAUUUUAAGAGGCCGUUGGCUGAGCUGUAUUUUUAUAUUAUUGUAUUAUUUGUGUGUGUGUAUUUUUAAGCCAACUUUUUUUUAAAUCACAUAUUUUAUAUUUUACUAUCUGCCAAAAAAAGCUGCCUCCCCAACAUUUUGUUCUUUAGCCUUUUGAAAUAUAUUUGGGGACAAAAAAAAAUACAUUCUCCCCCCAAAUUUCUGCUGAAAUGAUAUUGUUCAAACAGAAAGAAUAAAAAGUCUCUCUGCAUUUUUGCAACUAAUGAAUGGUUAUUUCUGUGAAAAAGCAUUUAAAUGUGCUCUUUUAAGACAUUUGUUAGGAAAGGCCCAAAAUGUUCAGUUUUGCAUACAAACAAAGUUGUGCAUAAAAAAAGGCCAAAGGGGUAGAUACGUGCAAUUUGGGGUUUUUGUUUUGAUAACAUUGUACAAGGGAAAUCUACUUCUCUGCUGAGAACCUAAUAUCCCUGGCAUGCACAAUAAAUCAUAAAGCAAGGCAGGCCUCCACACCACUGGAAAAGACAUUGUUAUGGAAAGCAUCCCAUUGAUUUUAUAUGGGACCUAAGCAGUCAAAAACUUCUGACUUGGAAAAUCUUGGGCACAUGAAAUUGAUAUUGAAUUCACUGAUGGUCCUAGUUGUUCAUAAUCUGCUAGUACCAAGCAAAUAGUUCAGGUUUCUAUUAAAAU
This is a messenger RNA of Taeniopygia guttata (zebra finch), 2958 nucleotides long. It is a transcript of the gene HAS2, whose product is annotated as hyaluronan synthase 2. NCBI's taxonomy places the organism in Eukaryota, Metazoa, Chordata, Aves, Passeriformes, Estrildidae. Gene Ontology annotation, cellular component: plasma membrane. The record is from RefSeq and is a predicted model, not a curated record. Gene Ontology annotation, molecular function: hyaluronan synthase activity. Gene Ontology annotation, biological process: hyaluronan biosynthetic process; extracellular matrix assembly; polysaccharide biosynthetic process.